UCCCAAACUCAUUGCUGCUUAGAUUCUAACCCGGGUUUCGCAUCAUUAGUUUCAGGCAGCCAAUUGGGCCGUUUGGGUGCCGUGCACCCUGGGAGCUGUAGUUUCAAGCUCGCUCCUCCCGACCACUAGCUCCACCGAGCAGUCGGAGGACGGUUGCCUGGUAUUAACAGCAAGCGGAAAGUAUGGCGGCGGCGCCAGCCGCCGCGGCUUUGCCUCCUGGAGAAGGAUCAGUGGUCAAUUGGUCAGGGCAAGGGCUACAGAAAUUAAGCCCAAACUUACCCUGUGAAGCUGAUAUUCAUACUUUGAUUCUGGAUAAAAAUCAGAUUAUUAAAUUGGAAAAUCUUGAGAAAUGCAAGCGAUUAGUACAGUUGUCAGUGGCUAAUAAUAGGCUGGUGCGGAUGAUGGGUGUAGCCAAACUGACCCAACUCAGGGUGUUAAAUUUGCCUCAUAAUAGCAUUGGCUAUGUGGAAGGCCUAAAGGAACUAGUUCAUUUGGAAUGGCUGAAUUUGGCAGGAAAUAAUCUCAAGGCCAUGGAACAAAUCAACACCUGCACCUCUCUACAACAUCUCGAUUUAUCAGACAAUAACAUACCCCAGAUAGGUGAUGUAUCUAAAUUGGUAUCACUGAAGACCCUGCUUUUACAUGGAAAUAUCAUCACCUCUCUUAGAAUGGCACCUGCUUAUCUACCCAGAUGUCUUGCUAUACUUUCUUUGGCGGAAAAUGAAAUCCGGGACUUAAAUGAGGUCUCUUUUCUGGCAUCUUUAACUGAACUGGAACAGUUGUCAAUCAUGAACAAUCCAUGUGUGAUGGCAACACCUUCCAUCCCAGGGUUUGACUAUCGGCCAUACAUCGUCAGCUGGUGCCUAAGCCUCCGAGUCCUAGAUGGAUAUGUGAUUUCUCAGAAGGAAAGUUUAAAAGCUGAAUGGCUGUAUAGUCAAGGCAAGGGGAGAGCGUAUCGGCCUGGCCAGCACAUCCAGCUUGUCCAGUAUCUGGCUACAGUCUGUCCUCUCACUUCUACGCUGGGCCUUCAGACUGCAGAGGAUGCCAAGCUAGAGAAGAUUCUGAGCAAGCAGAGAUUUCACCAGAGGCAGUUAAUGAACCAGAGCCACAAUGAAGAGUCGUCUCCUGUUGAAUCAAGGGCAUCCCUUGUGCCAGAGCAUUCCAGCCCCAUUCAAGAUGGCCAGGUAGUCCCAGAAAGCGAACCCGUCAUCCAAGUCAAUUCUUGGGUUGGGAUAAGCAGUCAUGAUGACCAAUCACAUGCUGUUAAGAAUAACUUUCCAACCCCUGUACACACUGCAAGAUAUUCUCGAAAUGACCUGCAUCUGGAAGACAUCCAGACCGAUGAGGACAAGUUAAAUUGCAGUCUCCUCUCUUCAGAGUCUACUUUUAUGCCAGUUGCAUCAGGACUGUCUCCAGUAUCACCUACAGUGGAGCUGAGGCUGCAAGGCAUUAACUUAAGCCUAGAAGAUGAUGCUGCUGCAGAUGAAUCUGUGAAAGGGCCUGAAAACCAGGGCUUAUCAAACAAGGAAGAGGAAAAGGCUUUGGGGGCUGCAAAUGAGAAUUCUGUUCAGAUGACAAAAAGUGCAGUUGGUACAGGGGUAAAUGAGAAAGAUGGACUGUUACCUUGUCCUGAGCCAACAAUCACCAGUGCUGGCUUGAAGGAUCACACCCACAGUCUUACGUCUUUUCCUGAGUCAGUUGGAUGCAAUGUCUUCCAUACGCAGCCAUACAGUGAAGAAGCCAGGUCUCAAACAGCUUCAGAGAAAGUUCCCUGCAGGCUGUUAACCCAGAAAUCUGUUCCUUUGGGACAAGAUAAAGUUGCCCUCCAGAAACUGAAUGAAGCAGCCACCAAGCUUCAGGCCUGUUGGCGGGGCUUUUAUGCCAGGAACUACAACCCACAAGCUAGAGAUGUGCGCUAUGAAAUCCGUCUUCGCAGGAUGCAAGAACACAUUGUCUGCCUAACUGGGGAAAUAAGGAGAUUAAGAAAAGAAAGAGAUGAAGAACGGAUUCAAAAAUUUGUUCAAGAAGAGGCUGUCAGAUUCCUUUGGAACCAGGUAAGGUCUCUACAAGCUUGGCAACAGACUGUGGACCAGCAUCUAAGUUCCUGCCAUAUUGAUGUUCCCCCUAUAUCAAGUACUCUGGUGCCAUCUAAACCUCCAUUAUUCACCCAAAGUCAGGAGCCGUCUUCUGAUCAAAAUUCUGAUUGGUUCAUUGCUCCUGAUGAAGCUCCUCAAGAGAAAUCCUUACCAGAAUUUCCAGACUCUGGUUUUCAUUCCUCCUUAACCGAACAAGUUCACAGUUUACAGGAUUCUUUGGAUUUUGAAAAAAGUUCCACAGAAGGUAGUGAAAGUUCCACAAUGGGGAAUUCCAUUGACACUGUCAAGUAUGGCAAAGAGUCAGACGUAGGGGAUGUUAGUGAAGAGCAUGGUGAAUGGAGUAAGGAAGGCUCAAACAAUGAGCAGGAUAAUAGUCUGCUUGAACAGUAUCUAACUUCAGUUCAGCAGCUAGAUGAUGCUGAUGAGAGGAGACACUUUGAUGAAGGGAUGGGAGAUAGUAAGCUUCACCUACCUCGUUCCCCUGAAAGGUUAGACGUCUUAUCUGAUAGUGCUUCUGUAGAUGUUGCUCAAGGUGUAUCUCCUGCUUUGCAAUAUGAAGUCAGCCAGACACCAGAGAAUUGUGAAUUAAAUGCAGAAGUACAAGGGCAGCAGUCAGAAUGUGAUUCUACAUUUCAGGUAUUGCAUGUUGGUAUUAUUGUUUAGCAUGUCUGGUUGCUUGAAAAGCAGAAGUCUAUUUAAUUUAAGAAUAUUUUCAGUUGGCUUUUUUUGGGGGGAAGAAGAAUAUUUCUCCCAAUUUUGUUACUAUUUUUUUUUCCUCCGCAAUGUAGGUACUGAGCUAAAUCUUCCUUUUUGUUUUGUUAGCUUUUUAUUCAGCUAUAAUGUAUCAAACAAUAUUUAUAUUGAAAGCCACAUGCACUUUAUUAACAACUAAAUUGCAUCAACAGUGUUCCUAUGUUUUUAUGUAUUCAUGUCCUUUCAGAAAUAAACUAGAAUACCUUAAAGGAGAUAGAAAUUUUACCUUAAAGAUACAAAUAAGAGAAUUUUGAUUCUUCUGUAUGUGAGAAAGUUAAUUAUAUAGUGAGGAAUGCAAUUUGCUACAGUAAAUAUAAAUGACAGAUAGAAGGAUUGUGAACUAUUGAAAUUUGCCAGCUUCUUUGGAGUAAGAACAUGUGUUUUUAAGCCUUUUUCCUCCCUAUGAAUCCACGAAAGACUUCUUGUAAGCAAACAGGAAGAAAAGGUAAGAUGAUAGGAUUUUUCAGUGGGGAUAAUUAAAUUGUUUCAUGGAAAACUUGAAUGUUAUGUAUCAGUUUCAACAUAUGAAGCAAAGUUUUCUGUCCAGAAUUAAAGUGAAGCUUGUUUAAAGGGCAACAAGAAUAUUUCUGUUAAGUGUAGGCUCCAUUCACUUGGGAUAAUAUCCCAGCAAACAUUUAUUAUCUUUUCAUUUAGUGAUUUUUCACCCCAUAGACAAGUAUUCCCUGGUGGCUCAGUUGGUAAAGAAUCCACCUGCAAUGUGGGAGACCUGGGUUCGAUCCCUGGGUCGGGAUGAUCCCCUGGAGGAGGGCAUGGCAACCUACUCCAGUAUUCUUGCCUGGAGAAUCCCCAUGGACAGAGGAACCUGGCAGGCCACAGUCCAUGAGGUCACAGAGUCAGACACGAGUGAGUGACUAAGCACAUGCACAGAUAAGCAUUUAUGUGCCAAUAUAUUGCCAGAAAUUAAUGUACGCUUUCUUUGUUCCUGCUUUAUAUUUGCUUAUAUAUUUCAGCAGAGGCCCAUGGUCAUUGACUUCACUCUUGACCUCAUAGAAAAGAACAUCUAAAAUAAUACCAGUGGUAGAAUAGGAAUGACAUUUUUUAUAAGGACUAUUUUCCAUCUAAAUCUGAAAAAGUGCCACAUUUGGAAGACAACUUAAUGGUGGUAAAGAAAAAAUAAACCUCAUUUAUUUCUUUACUCAUUAAAAAGAGUAUAUAUCUGUAACUCCAGGAAGAAAUGAUAAUAUUGUGUUUGAAUGUUAAUAAAUGCAUUCGCAAAUCAAGGAUAAUUUUUGGAAGCUUGAGAUUCUAAUCUUUGAGAAUGUUCUAAUAUCAUUGAACACACAUAUCUGACUUCCCCCCAGUCUGUGUGUACAAUGAUUUAAAACUAUGGCAAUAAUUAAGUGUUCUCUAAAUUUAGGUGCUAAAUAUGUAUUCAUUAGUCACUAGGUCCCCUUCUUUGAAGUUACAUAAAAUAAAAGCUGAUCCUUCCAAGAAUAAAGUCAGGGAUCACAUGUUAUACUAUGUUGAGAGUUAGAAACAUUUCUUCACUGUGGGUAAGAUGUACUUCUCUCGGUUUUUAAAUAUGUAGCACUCAGGUUGAGAAGACUUGGAUUUCAUUCUCAGAAAUCCAGAAUCUCUUGCAAAGGAAAGAUUUUCUGUCUCUUAUAAACAAACAGCAGUCUUAACAUUCAAAAGAUUUUCCCUAGUGAAGCAUGCAUGUGUAACAUUGAUGUGUGUUAAAUAAAAAUAGAAUUUUUAACUUUUUGAAUAAUGCUGAUUAUCUUUCCUGAAUGAUUUUGAAUUUCUUCUUAAAUCUACCCUAUUUUUCUAUUUUAUAGUUAAGUGCCUCAUUUGCUGCCCAUAGUUAGAAAAGGAAAACCAACUUGCACGGCACUAGUACCAAAGUGCUGCUUCAUGGUGCAUUAAUUUCUUGUUAAUUUCUCAUAAAAGCUCCUGAAAUGUUGUGGUUCAGUAUUACCUAGUAGGUUUCUUCCAAUGUCUCCUCCCUCUUCUUUUUUUUUGAGAAAUGGCAAAACACAACUGAAUUCAUUUGAGUAUUAGCAUUUACAAGCAAGAUUUCCUUUUUUUUACCUUUGCCUUGAUUUUCUAUCCCAUAAAUGGUAUUCAGCAUACUUUUAAUUUGAAAUUGGCAGAAUAUUAUAAUGAAUAAUAUCCUAUUCUUCAUUCUGUUUAACUUUACUAGUGUUUUGAAGUGCAAGAAUAUUAAGUAGCCCCCAACCUUGACUGUACAGAUUAUCUUGAAUGUAAAUAGGAUGAAAAUAAUGUAUAUUAGAAUGCAGGAAAACUGUGGCAUAGAUAAUAUAUUUUAAUAGGUUUACAGUGUAAUUUAAAAUUAUUUAACCAAGAUAUUUGGUUUUAACUCUGUGGGCUCUUCAUUGGUCUGGCUGACGAGGGAAUGGGCCUCGUAUGGUUUGGGAAGUUGAGCUUUACCACAGUAUUUGUGUUUUUCUAAUAGAUUUUUAGUUCAGCUGUGCUAUUUUAAUUCAACUCUCUUAUUUAUGGCCAAUUCAGUACAUCAAUUAGAUAUUUCUUCAGAAGCACAGAAUCAUAUCAUGUGAGAAUUUUAAGGACCUUAGAGAUUGUCUAUUCUAAUCUCUUUGUUUUAAAGAUAAAACUAAAGCACAGAGAACUUAGAUGACUUUUCUGAGAUUAUAGCUAGUUUAUCGGAGAAGGCAAUGACACCCUACUCCAGUACUCUUGCUUGGAAACUCCCAUGGACAGAGAAGCCUGGUAGGCUGCCAUCUGUGGGGUCGCACAGAGUUGGACACGACUGAAGCGACUUAGCAGCAGCAGCUAGUUUAUAGGAAAAGAAACUGUGGAAACUUAAAAAUUACUUUAUUCCAGAAUUUUAUUAUACACAUUCUAUUAUUCUUUACUUUUAGUAAGUCAGUAGAAAGUCUGUACUUAUUUUUCAUUUUCUUUGAAAGCGAAAAACUACUUCUAAAAGAGCUAGAGCUCUGCCACUCCAAGCAGAGUUGCUUGUAGAAGACAACUAAUUUGUUCAGAACCCUGAGUGAAUUUUCUCCAAGAAAUGUGAUUUGAUUAAAAUGGGUUUUAAAGAGUAAUGCAGUAGAAACUAACAUUUAGAAAGAAUAAUUACAUCUUGGAGUCUAUUUCAUUGAUGACAAGAAGUAUAACAGAUUGCUGAGAUAUAUAAAAUUUUCUAGUGAAAAGCUAGUUUGAUUAUAUUUCAUCUUCAGUUCCUCAGAACAACAGAUGUUAAAGUUUAACUCUCCUGAUAAUGCAGAAGUCUUCAAUCAUGACAGUUGAUACAUAAAUAAUAUAGUUUGGUUUUAUAAAUUCAAUUACAAAAGGCCUUAUAAUAUGCAUGUUUUUAGGAAAAUAUUUAGCCACACAGUUGUUAGUAUAUAUAGAAAAUACUUUAUUCUUGAAUAUAUGGGUGCCAUUCUUGAGUGGAUUUGUCCUUUGUUUUGGAUUAUUUUAAAUAUAUAAACACCAUAAUAGUGUAUUUUCCUGUUAAUCUACUUAAGAUAGGUCUAGCUCUACUUUUAAUAAGUAUUUUUAGAAACAACAUGGACUUAAGAUGUACUGUCUCCCUUUAGUUAGUUUUUUUGGCACCAAUUCUUAGACUUGGAUUUAUAACAAUAAUAUAAAAUAUAAAAAAUUUUUUUUUCUGAAGAAUUAAAACAUAAUAAAAAGGGAAAAUAUAAAAUGAGUCUGGUCAGUUUCCCACUUGCAAGUGAAAAGUAAAAGACUUGAUUAUUUAUUUUGCCACAUAUUUAUUAUAAUAUUUUAACUUUUAAAUAUAUGACCUCCUUAUUUAUGAAAUAAAACAAAAAUGGUCUGUAAAGGACAUUCUAAGCAUUUUUAGUGAUAUUGUUUUCAUUGAUCAAGCCUAUUGUGCCAUAUUAAAUUUAAAAGUCAAGUAAACAGAGUAGUCCUCGUAGCCCCAAAAGAAAGAGAUAAUUAAUUGUCUUUUAACAAUGAGGUGCUUUUUAUUUGUGAAUGAGUAGAAAUCAUACUAUAAUUUAAUUUCUUAAUUUAUUUUAGUGGAACACAGGAAUCACUCUGUAGAGGCUUUGUUCAUUUUCUGAUUAAGUUUCUUUGAGUGUUUUGUAACCAUUUUACUGUUAACAAUACGAGUUUAAAAAUAAUUUGACUUUUCACUAUUUUUAGGUUUCUCUUUUAUUGUAGAAAUAGUAAAUGAUUUAAAGUGGUUGUGGAUUGUUUUAUGAAAGUUUAAUUUAUAUUGUACUUAAUUUGUAUUUGAGUCUCUAAUUCUAAAUAAAAAUUUGUAUAUGUGUUUGAGUGA
Messenger RNA from Bubalus bubalis (water buffalo), 7104 nucleotides. RefSeq names its product centrosomal protein 97 (gene CEP97). The record is from RefSeq and is a predicted model, not a curated record. Bases 183 to 2759 code for a protein of 858 amino acids. Gene Ontology annotation, molecular function: protein binding. The transcript is spliced from 11 exons. NCBI's taxonomy places the organism in Eukaryota, Metazoa, Chordata, Mammalia, Artiodactyla, Bovidae.